AUGGCAGAUGUCAUAGCCUGUUCCGUUGUUGGGAAGCUUGCAGAGUACACAGUCUAUCCCGUUUUGCGCCAAGUCAAGUACUUGUUCUUCUACAACUGUAACAUUCAGAAUUUGAGGAAAAAUGUUCAAGAACUUGAAAAUAAGAGCAAUGACGUGAAACCACGGGUUGAUGCUGCCGAAAGAACAACUGAAAUCAUCGGGGAAGAAGUUUUGGCAUGGUUACGAAAGGUCGACGACUUAAAGGAACGAGCCGAUGGAGUUUUGAACGGAGUAGCAAGUUCUGAAAUGGGGUGCCUAUUCAAUAGAUGCCCAAAUUUGAAGUCUCGUUACAUAUUAAGCAGGAGAGCCACAAAAUUGACUAUUGAGGCUGAUAAUCUCAAAGUGGAAGGUACAUUUGAGAGGGUGAGCUAUCCUCGACCGCCGAUGCAAGUGUUGAACCUAACUUCCCAUAAGGUUUUCGAAACAAGGUUAUCAACUAAGAAGAAAAUCAAGGAAGCUCUAAAGGACAAAGAUAUCAGCAUAAUUGGGAUCCGUGGCAUGCCUGGAGUUGGCAAGACAACAAUGGCAGAGGAAAUAGUCAAUGAAGUCAAAGAUGAGAAAUUAUUUGAGGAGGUUGCAUUUGCAGUUGUAUCUAACGAUCCAGACAUAAACAAAAUUCAGGACCAACUUGCGGAAACGCUUGGUCUAAAAAUUGAAGAAAAGACAAAAGAAGUGAGAGCCGGACGACUUCAUCAAAGACUUGAAGUCAAAGAUGGUAAAAGCAUUCUUGUAGUAUUAGACGAUGUGUGGGAAUAUAUUGAUUUGGGAACUAUAGGAAUUCCAUCUCCAUACGAUCACAAAGGGUUGAAAAUUAUGUUUACAACGCGAAUUGGAGAAAUGUGUAGUGAAAUGGAAGCCCAAAGGAAAUUCGAAAUCGAAGUUUUGGAUAAAGAGGAAGGAUGGCAACUUUUCAAGGAUAAGGCAGGGAUUUCUGAUGAUGAAAUUGAUGUCGAACUCGUAAGAGUAGCCAGAGAAGUUGCUGAUGAAUGUGGAUGUCUACCUCUUGCGCUUGUGGUUGUUGGGAAAGCACUGAAAAACAAGGACAUACAUAAAUUGAGAGAUGUACUUCAACAGCUGCAGAAGUCUAAUGUGACCAAUCUUGAAGGGCACAAAUCCAUGUACUCAAGAAUAGAAUUGAGCUACGAACAGUUGGAAAGUGAUGAAGACCGGGACUUGCUUAUGCUCUGUUCUCUAUUCGCUCAAGAUGAAAGCAUUCCAAUUGAAAAUUUGGUUACAUAUGCAAGGGGGCUAGAGUUGUUUCGAAAUACUGACACACUGAAGGAAACUAGAGAUCGAGCAUAUUCAAUUGUCCUUAAUCUAAAAAGCUGUUAUUUAUUGCAACAGGGUGAGGAGGAAGACGAGGUGAAAUUGCAUGAUGUUAUCAGAGAUUUUUGCUUACGGAAGGCACGUGAAGACAAACGUGGAUAUCUGGUGAAACAUGCUGGUUUGAUAGAGUGGCCAGAAGAUGAUGCUCAUGAAUCGUCACUUGAUUUGAGGUUUCACGAGUUAUACCGUUCUCUUCGACCUGGUGUUUUGUCUGGUCUGAAGAAUCUGGAAGAGCUGUGCUUGGGACAUAUCGUUCUAGAAGAAGUUGAAGACCAAAGGUGCAUAAUUGAAGAGUUAAGUUCAUUGACUUCUCUUCAUACUUUCCAAAUUUCUGCACCUGAUCCGAUUCUGAUGCAAAUAUUAAAAGCACGGUGCCUCAAGAAUCUGGAUAAAUUUGAAAUCCUUGGAACCACAACACCACCACCACCACCCGGUACUGACGAUCAAUAUUUCACAAGGAGCUUGAGUCUCAAAGACGGUAUUGAGGCAAGUAUGCGUUUGCUACCCGUAUUUAACUCGUUGAUGAAGAGGACUUACCAUCUUCAUAUUAAAGGAGCCAAGGUACUGAAGAAUGUUGUGAGUGAGUUAGAUGGAGAUGGUUUCAUUAACUUGAAGACACUGAUUCUAUCAAGUGGUGAUUUCAAAUUUAAGAGCAUCACAUCUCAAUCAAAUAGCGAUGUUGUUCCUCAAACAUGCUUCAACCAGGUCAACUUUCCCAACAUGGAGUCGUUGGAUGUUGAAGGGUUGAAUUGUAUAGUAAAGCUACUAGGCAAGGAAAUGCCAAUAACAUCUUUGCAUAAACUAAAAUACAUGAGCGUGUCGAGUUGUGAUAAAUUGCUGACCAUUGCAGAAUUUGAUUCAAUUCAGUUACUGCAAAAUCUUGGUUAUCUUAGUGUGUGUGCAUGUGAUGCACUUGAAGUACUGUUUGACUUUGGAGAUGAUGCAGAAAUUAAUAUGCUUGGUCAAUUAACAUCAUUGUCGCUGAACUCAGUACCAAAAUUGGAGCACAUUAUAAAGAUGGCUCCAAAAGGAAUUCCUGUCUUCCAAAAUUUGACAUAUCUUAAUGUUAGAAAUUGUGAGAGCUUAAGAUACUUAUUUUCACUUGUGGCACUAGAAGUUUUAUCAAUUAGAAGUUGCAAAGCAUUGGAAGAAAUCAUUGGAAGAGAAGAAGAUGAAAAAGAGGAAAACACUUCAGAGAAAAGAAACAUUGUCAUUGAUGCAAACACUCCAUCAAACCUCCAUCACUUCACACAAGUUGUUUCAAUGGAUGCAGAACAAAAUGAAGUUAUCGAUAUGCCUGAGUUCCCAAAACUAGACACAAUUGAGCUUCGCGAUUUAAGCAGUUUUAAGAAAUUCAGAUCUGAAACAAACAAUGAUGGCAUUCAUCAGGUUACGAGUAAAUCAUUACAAAAUCUUGAAAUACUUAGAGUAGAAAAAUGUAAAGCACUGGAAGUGCUGUUUGACUUUGAAUGUCCAACGAUUCCAGAAGAUCAUGCUGAAAGUGUAUUUGGUCGACUGAGUGUGCUAAAGCUAAAAUCUCUGGAUAAUUUAGUGCACAUUAUAGGGACCGUUCCUAAAGGAGUUCGUGUGUUCGAGAAUUUGACAUCAAUUGUUGUUAAAAGAUGUGGUAUCUUAAAGUAUCUAUUCUCACCUUCAAUGGCCAAUUCUCUUGUGGCUCUGAACGUUCUAGAGGUUUCAAAAUGUGGAUCAAUUGAAGAGAUUAUUGGAAAAGAAGAAGAAGGCACUUCAGAGAUUAAAAUAGUUGAAGGAAUGAAAAACACAAUUGUGUUCCCUAAUUUAAACUGUCUGCUACUCAAGAAUCUUUCAAUGCACCAAAGCUUAAUAUUUCCAAUUUGUUGGGGUAAGGCAGGCGGCUUGGCAGAGGAGGAUCAAGUUUGUAACAAAUAA
This is a messenger RNA of Fraxinus pennsylvanica, 3273 nucleotides long. Lineage: Eukaryota; Viridiplantae; Streptophyta; Magnoliopsida; Lamiales; Oleaceae. The record is from the annotation of a GenBank genome assembly.